AUGUCAUUAGAUAGUGAAUAUGAUAGUGAACAAGAAAAUAUUACUAAUAAACUUUGCAUUAAAGAAGAAUCAACUUAUCUCUUUAGUGUAUAUCUAGUUAAUUUUGAACUUUCAAGUAAAAAACAAAAAACAAAUAAUUCAAUACCAAGUAAAAUCAAAUAUUCUUGA
Messenger RNA from Diversispora eburnea, 168 nucleotides. NCBI's taxonomy places the organism in Eukaryota, Fungi, Glomeromycota, Glomeromycetes, Diversisporales, Diversisporaceae. The record is from the annotation of a GenBank genome assembly.